Molecule: messenger RNA, 1303 nt
Organism: Umbelopsis ramanniana AG
Lineage: Eukaryota; Fungi; Mucoromycota; Umbelopsidomycetes; Umbelopsidales; Umbelopsidaceae
Exons: 7
Coding region: 9-1259 (416 amino acids)
Molecular function (GO): protein binding
Source: RefSeq, a predicted model, not a curated record
UGCAGAGCAUGACUUCCAUUGCAACACGGCACUUCCGACAUCACAUCGGACGAUGCGUCACUCGUUCUGUCGUGCAUAAGCGGCCACAACUUCGACAAUAUGCAGGCAUUCCUCCUUCGAAGUCCCGUAAAGGGUCGCCUCAAGGCAUAGGGGGUGUGUUUGAGCCUUUCCUCAAGCCUGUGAAUGGAUCCAACGCUGAGUCUGUGAACGAGCCUUCGCCAGAACAAAUAAAAACGUUGCGAGUUGAAGAUAUUCUUCCUAAAGAUGAACAACUCAAAAUGAUAAUCACUGGCGGUGGCAUUACCAUGCCUAUAGAAAAGCAAAAGGCCGUCGUUCAGACUAUAUUGGAUGCCAUACAGCAAGAUCAAUUGCCUUCAAUCACAUUUUCGUCCAUACUAGACCUUAGCGGAUCAAAUGCCUCCCAGCUGACGGCGUUAGGAAAUGUCGUCCUCCGAACUAGCAAUAAGGCUGCUCCAGUUGCAUUAUGCUUAUACGAAUGUGCCAUGGCUGCUGGUGAUGAUUCUGGUGCUUUCAGCUACGCCAAUAUGCUCUAUCGAGGUCACGGUGGAACAGUGAAGGACGUUGAGCGUGGAAUACAAAUUUUAACUGACUUGGCUCGAAAAGGACAUCCUUAUGCACAGAUGAAUCUGGCUGCCAUUGUGAUGCGUACCAAGAAGGACGGAGGAAAGACGGCAGUGCAGUUGUACGAAUUGGCAGGGCGAGGUGGUUUGGAUGUGGCGUGGACCGAGCUUGGUCGCAUGUACCGUGCUGGACUUGGAGUAGAGCAAGAUCAUAGCAAAGCAGUGGAAUACUUCCGCAAAGGUGCUCAGACAGGAAAUACACAAUGUAACUUCAUGCUUGGUGUAUAUGCGUCCACGCCUCAAGCUGACGGCGCAGCAGAUCAAGCAGCUGCUUUCAAAUACUUCCAAAAGGCCGCCAUCAAAGGUAUGCCAGAGGCUCAGUAUAAUGUCGGUCUGCGUUACUUUACGGGCAAUGGGGUUGAGCAAAAUUUUGUCAAUGCCGCCGAGUUCUACCAAAUGGCAGCGGCACAGGGGUUCCCACUUGCUCAGUCAAAUUUGGCGCGUAUGUAUUAUGAAGGUCGAGGUGUGAAGCCUAAUGUUGAAAAGGCAGAACAACUUUGGCAAACACUGGCAGACCGUGGCGGCCCUAUUGGUAAGGAUGCCGAAAAGUGUUUGCAGGAUCUUGCCAAUAGCCAAGGCAAUAGAAAAUCGGAUAGCGGUAAAUGUGCUAUCAUGUAGAAACCCCUGUAUACCAUAUAAACACUGCUUUUUUCAAACCAUAA